CUUACUCUCUUCACUGUUUUUCAGUGGAAGACUUAUUCUUUUGGCCCUUUCUCUUAUUUCUAGUGGAAGACUUGCUCUCUUGACUUUGAGCAAUCCUUCAACUAUCUUUUAAAUAUCAUUGACUAGAAACAGCAAGUCUUUAACGUGUUUGAAACCUACUUAACAAGAACAUUCAAAAGGAAUAUAUGAGAGCACUUCCAAGUUCCAAUCAAAAUGCAUAACCACCUUCUGCAUCGACGAAAACGACGACACUAACGAGGUUUCUCACAAAAUCUAGCCAAACUAUCUUUAACCAUGAAGCCAUCAGUUGGCUCAACACAGAUAAUCAUAACAAUGGCAACAAUCUUACUUUCCUUUCUCCACAAUCUCCCUUUCAUAACUCCCCAGCAAGACUACAUCCGCAAUCGUCAGCUUGACUGCUUUUCUGAAGCACCUUCGAUAACCAAAGGCUACAGCUGCAAUGGAAUCAGAACCGGCCAAUGCCAGUAUUUCACAACUUUCCAAUCCUUCCCACCUGACUAUGAAACCCCAAUCUCGAUCGCCCUCCUCCUGGGCUCAGAACCUUCCACCAUAGCUUCCAUAAACAACAUCUCAUCCACCUCGACGAAAAUCCCACCCGGGACAUGGAUCAUAGUACCCGUCUCUUGUUCUUGUUUCGGAAGCAUUUAUCAACACAACUCUCCUUACACUGUCAGGGCUCUGGAUGAGACUUACUUCACUAUUGCCAACAACACCUUCCAGGGCCUGACGACUUGUCAAGCCUUGGCAGGGCAGAACUACUACUACAGCAUCGAGCAGCUUCGCAUUGGUUUCGAGCUGAAUGUUCCAUUGAAGUGUGCCUGUCCAAGUGAGAAACAGGCUGCCACCGGUGUGGUGUCCUUGUUGGGGUACAUGGUGACGUGGGGAGAUACCAUUCCAUUGAUCGCUGACCGGUUUGGCGUUGAUAGUGCCAGGAUCAUGGAGGCUAAUAGAUUCGAGAAUGAUAGUGUUAUCUUCCCGUUUACUCAACUUUUGGUCCCUCUCGAUAGCCAGAGUUGUGAAGCAAAUCCUGACGGUUUCUUCUGCAGCUGUAGUGUAAAUCCUGGAAUCUGCAUUCCCGACAAGAAAAAGUUCCCUCUCAAGUUGGUUAUACUGCUAGGACCUGGGAUUGGAAUUGGACUAUUGGCCACAUUCCUGAUCUUCUACAAACUGAUUCAGUACCUCAAAAAGAAAAGAAACAGAAUCCACAAACAAAAACUGUUCAAGCAAAAUGGUGGCCUCUUGCUACAGCAGAAGCUCAAUUCAUACCCAGGAAGCCAUGAGAACUCAAAGCUAUUCACCGAAGAGGAGCUGAAAAGAGCUACUGACAACUACAACCAGAGCCGCUUCCUCGGCCAAGGAGGGUUCGGGACAGUCUACAAAGGAAUGCUUCCAGAUGGAACCAUAGUCGCUGUCAAGAAGUCUAGAACCAUUGACAAGACACAGAUUCAACAAUUCAUAAACGAGGUUGUCAUUCUGUCCCAGAUCAAUCACAGACAUAUUGUUAAGCUCUUAGGCUGUUGCCUUGAAACUCAGUUCCCAUUGCUUGUCUACGAGUUCAUCCCCAAUGGUAGUCUCUCAAGUUACAUCCAUAGCCAAAAUAUGGGUGGAGAAGAAGUUUCGGCGUCUUUUCCAUGGGAAGAUCGAUUCAGAAUCGCAGGGGAAGUUGCUGGAGCUGUGGCUUACAUGCACUCCGCAGCUUCAUUUCCCAUCUUCCAUCGUGACAUCAAGUCAUCAAACAUACUGUUGGAUGCCAAGUUGAGUGCCAAAGUAGCGGAUUUUGGUACUUCUAGAUCGGUUCCUGAAGACAAGACUCAUCUUACUACCGGGGUACAGGGCACGUUUGGGUACUUGGAUCCAGAGUACUUCCGCACGAGCCAGUUCACAGAGAAGAGCGAUGUGUACAGCUUUGCUGUCGUUCUUUUAGAGCUUAUGACAGGCCAAAAGCCCAUUUUAUUCACUACAGGUGAAGAAGAGAGGAGCCUUAUCGCACAUUUCAUUUCAUCAAUGAAGGAAAACCAGGAUGGCCUGGCGGAGAUAUUGGACCCUGUGGUCAGUACAGAAGCCAGGAAAGAGGAUGUGGAAGCCAUUGCAGAGCUAGCUGUGAGGUGUUUGAGAUUGAACGGGAAGAAAAGGCCUACAAUGAGAGAGGUGGCUAUGGAGCUUGAUGGGCUGAGGAACUCACAAAGGAGAUCACAACUUGAUCAAGAAGAGUCCUUUGUGGAUAGAACAUACAGUAAUCAGCUUGAUGCUGAAAGAGAAGAGUCCAUUGAGGACAGCUUUGCUAUCUCUGUAGAGCUUGAAUCCGUCUGAAACUUAUUAGUUCUUGUUUUGUUUGGAUAGUUUUUUUGUUCUUCCUUUUUUAGGCUUUUGAUCAGUGGUUUAAUUCAGUUCGAGUUGGAUGAGAUGAACACUAUACGUCAUCAUAAGUGUAUAGUGUUGCUUUCAUCAAAUUAUACUCCAGCUUUCUCAACAAGACAUAAGUCUUUAGGCCAUGCAAUAGGGCAAUGCAUUCCGAAAGGGUUCAUCCAGUUUUAUAAAUGUGCUUACUUAAC
Messenger RNA from Linum trigynum, 2573 nucleotides. NCBI's taxonomy places the organism in Eukaryota, Viridiplantae, Streptophyta, Magnoliopsida, Malpighiales, Linaceae. The record is from the annotation of a GenBank genome assembly.